Molecule: messenger RNA, 1425 nt
Organism: Penicillium nucicola
Lineage: Eukaryota; Fungi; Ascomycota; Eurotiomycetes; Eurotiales; Aspergillaceae
Exons: 2
Coding region: 1-1425 (474 amino acids)
Source: RefSeq, a predicted model, not a curated record
AUGGCCACCACUAUGGAAAUUACCGGGGAUAGCCUGGCUGAGGAGCUUGCAAGUACUAGCUUGGAGGACCGGAGUAGGUAUCCUGAGCAACUGCUUUUUGAACCUCCCUCAGGCAGCACAGUCUCUCGAUCGUUGGAUGAUAUCCCUCGCUACCUUUUCCGGGUGGUCUCUCCUCAGUCAGCUGGAGAGAUGAAUGAUACAUGGGCUCAUUCGGAAUCUGUUCGCCAACAGAAUGUCUCUUCUACAAAAGAUAUUUUCUCGUUCAAAGAUCGCCAAAACCAGAAAACCAAAGCCAAGGAGCUCAACGUGCACCUUCGAUGGUUUAACCAUAGGAUUCAAGUCGAAGACAACCUUGUAUCGUGGACGAGCUCAUUGAUAUUCGCAAUCCAAUACGUCUACUACCGAUAUCAUCACGAUAUACCCAGCCCAAGUCUCGAGGACAUAAAGUUGUAUGUCAUCGACACGAGACUCUUCCAGAGGGGGACAUUCAUGCAAGACUUGGAUCUGAUCAAGGCUUUCCAAGACUUCAACUAUGCAGAUGAGCCAGGAUGCUACGGGGAUCUGAAAAGCCUAUACAACCUCCGCACCAGUUCAAAUUACUAUUUUGGCGAAUAUCUCUCACAAGGCUCCUUGAAAAUCGAGAACAAAUUCCAGGUGAUCUCUGCGAAUCUUCUGUUCGAUGAAAAUCGAUUAUGUCGUCUACAGCCUGCUUUACAUAGUCUCUACGUGCCUCCGCCAGCACGUAGAUACACAAAAUGGGCAUCCGCAGUGGUGCAUUAUCACAAUGACAUCUGGCCCUCUAACCUUCCAGUGCUAUCUUCAAGGGACCUGAGGGAGCGUUUGACGGCCAUGAAGGAGAUAUUAGACAGCAUGGACACAUCCAAUUCACAACAUAGUUGGAAAUUCCCUCUUGGUAUAUACCUUGCAGGACUCAUAGGGUUUAAGCCUGCAGCAGAUAGUCCCACAGGAAACGACGCUAUUUUCUUUGAGGACUUCCGAUCUACAGUUCAGGGCGGAGAUUUAGGUUUGAGAGACUCUUGUCGACAAGGAAACCCCAAUACUAAUGAUCUAUCUAUCAUCCCUGAUGUAGGCCAAGAAGAUUUAGGAUUGAUGUCUUUUGACUUCAAUAUAGUCGCGCCAGACACAAUGCCAGAGCUGCGGCAUGCCCGAACACUUCUUCGUGAAACAAACAAGCAUUUCAAGUUGAAAGAGUUGAAAGAGGCGCUAAACAUUGCCUGCGAGGCUGAAACAAGCAUUCGAGCCCUAUACAACAGGGCCUUGAGGCCGGAACAAAGGGGCUUCACCUCCGUAGAUGAUCACAACGAAUCGUCGAGACAAAUGGGCGAGCAGGUUGAGAAGAAGCUCCGUGACAUACGAGAGUUGUGCGAUGGCCUUGUCUCAGCAAUGGCAAGAAGCGAGGAUUAG